Vidua chalybeata is the source of this 4919-nucleotide messenger RNA. RefSeq names its product ST6 N-acetylgalactosaminide alpha-2,6-sialyltransferase 1 (gene ST6GALNAC1). The transcript is spliced from 9 exons. The record is from RefSeq and is a predicted model, not a curated record. Gene Ontology annotation, molecular function: alpha-N-acetylgalactosaminide alpha-2,6-sialyltransferase activity. The coding region runs from base 1 to 1710 and encodes 569 amino acids. NCBI's taxonomy places the organism in Eukaryota, Metazoa, Chordata, Aves, Passeriformes, Viduidae.
AUGCGCUGCUGCAGGAUAAGGCUCCCGAAAAUUGCCAAAGCCCUGAUUUGCCUCAUUGUUGUAACACAGUUCUACCUCUUCAUUGGCAAUUCCAGCUCCUUGUUUGACUUGGCCAAGACAAAGAUUUUCAGGAAAUUGAACAUUUUCCAACAUGCCCCAGAGACACAACAAGUGGACUCCCAAGAGCAACAGGGUUUAAACUAUUCUGAUAAUGGGAAGUCCAGGAGCAUUUCAAAGGUGACUUUGGGAGGACACAUGACAAGACUCGAUGAUAUGGUGGAGAAGACACCAAGAUGGAAUGGAAAGGAGGAGCAGAAGGAAACAAUGAAACCAGUUUUGAGUGUUAAGAAAGCCAAGGAGAAUAUGGCUGUGAAACCACCACCCCAGUUGGAGGGAAUUGAGAAUACAGCAGUGAAAACAACGCCUAUGGUGCAGGAAAACAAGGAGGAAACAACAGUGAGGCCAGCUCCAUGGGUGGAAGAAGCCAAGGAAAAGACAACAGUGAAACCACUUCCCAGGGAGAAGGGAGGCAAGGACAAGGCAACAGUGAAACCAUCCUCUGUGGUGAAGGAAGCACAUGAGAACAACACAUCCGAAGACAAAGCAAAACCCAGAGCACCUCCUGCAUCAAUGAAAACUGUAAGACCUGCUCCUCAGGCUGCUGCCGUGACACAGAAGAGGAAACUGAGCUCUGCUAACUUCACAUCUGAGCCACAGUGGGAUUUCGAGGACGAGUACCUGCUGGAUAACUCAUCCCCACCCUCGACCUGCUCUGAAUCAGUGAGGGCCAGGGCUGCCAAGUCUGACUGGCUGCGGGAUCUUUUCCUGCCCAACAUCACACUCUUCAUAGACAAGAGAUACUUCAAUGACAGUGAAUGGAACCGCCUGGAGCAUUUUAGACCCCCCUAUGGCUUCAUGGACCUGAAUUAUUCAUUGGUAAAGGAGGUCAUAUCCCUGCUGCCCCCAAAGCCACACCAGCAGCUGCUCCUGGCCAGCCAUGACAGCAGCGUGCCCACAUGCAUCAGCUGUGCUGUUGUGGGGAAUGGAGGAAUACUGAAUAACUCUGGGAUGGGCCAGGAGAUUGACUCCCAUGACUAUGUCUUCAGGGUGAGUGGGGCUGUUAUCAAGGGUUAUGAAAAAGAUGUGGGAACAAAAACCUCCUUUUAUGGAUUCACAGCCUACUCCCUGGUUUCCUCUCUUCAGAUCUUGGGACACAGAGGAUUCAGCAACAUCCCAUGGGAUGAACACAUCAGAUACAUUCACUUCCUGGAGGGAGCAAGAGACUAUGAGUGGCUGAAGGCUCUUCUGUUCAACAAGAACAUCAGGAAAGGGUUCUUGAACCUCGGCAGGCAGAAGCCACGGCAGAAAUUUGAUAAAGAUUUCACAAUGGACAAAUACCUGGUGGUUCACCCUGAUUUCCUCAGAUACAUGAAAAACAGGUUUUUAAAGUCUAAACAUUUGGAAAAGCACUACUGGAGGCUGUACAGACCCACAACAGGGGCCUUCAUGCUGCUGACUGCCCUCCAUCUCUGUGACCAGGUCAGUGCCUAUGGCUACAUCACAGAGGGGCAUGAGAAGUACUCCGAUCACUACUAUGACAAGGUCUGGAAAAAGCUGAUUUUUUACAUUAACCAUGACUUCAACCUGGAGAAGCAGGUGUGGAAAAGGCUUCAUGAUGAGAAUAUCAUGAAACUUUACCUGAGAACCUGACUGCAGCAAGGGCCAUUGCCUGGGAAAUCUCAACAACACCUCCCUGGGAACAGAAGAGGAACACCAGAGCCAAGGUUAGCUCUGGACUGCCAGGCACAUUUCAUCCCCACAAGGACAUUUCCUUCCUUCAGCACCUCUGUUAUUUCACAACACUCCAACAAAUGUGUGAAUGCUGCAGACCCAAAGACCAACAAGCAAAUGCAGCCUGCCAACAAAUCCCAUCUGGCUGUGCUGCAGGACUCUUGGUGGUUGUUGUAGGCAUGGGUAUUAAGAGAGCAGAUCCAGGAUGGAUAUGGUCCUUUGUGUAAUUCAGGUUUUCUCUCUUUGCAAGGAGAUGCUGCUCAGGCUGGGGUCACUUCUCUUCUGGGUGGAUCCUCUCCAUUAGCAAUGCCCAUUUUGGAACUGGGUAUUGUCUAAACAAACUCCCUGAGGAGCUGGAAUGGAUGGAGGUGGAAACACAGAUUCUGUUUCAGGUUGACUUAAUUUCUUGGAGGAAGGGUGGGGGGUGCUGCACUGGGAUGGACUGGACACAUCCAGUGACUAAUUUGAGAGAGAAUGAGUUUCACUUCUGCUACCCAGUGUGACCUUGCUAUGACACUUCUAGAGGAGCACUGCCAUCAACUCAAGGGCAGGCAGCUGCUCUCCAUGGUGUGGCAGGCCUUCUGUACCUGGUGCUCCUUGCCCCAGGGCUUCCCUGGCUGACAAAAUGUGAAAUUUUGUGGCAUGGACCUGAUGUGCCAAGUCCUUGUGUAGCUGGACUUCAUCAUGCCUGGCUCCCAGCUGUGCCCAGGACGCUGUGUUCCACCUCUUGGGAGGAGAGGUGGAAGCUCUCCAAAGUCCAGGGAUAGAUGCAGCAGAUGGCAAAGCCAGGAAAGUACAGGACUGAGGGAUAAUGAGAUUACCUCCACCUGGAGAAGCUCUGCAACUUGUGUGGACAUCCCUGAGCAUCCCCCACCUGUUCACCUUGCAGGACAGGGAUCAGCACCAGCCAAACACCUCCCUGAGGAAGUGAGUGAACACCUGGCAAGUUUGCCCUUGUCCCAGCAACUUCUCUCCAAGUGUAUCAGAUAUUCAAGAAAAAUGCAUGAAGGGCUGGAUGUUUCCCCCGUGACACUGUGCGGGCAAAAAGCCACCUCCAGUGUCCCAGCAGGUCCAGAGCAUGUCCCUGGGGUUAACCAGCUGCACACUCACUGGACCUGCUUUGGUUGUGAGAGUUUUUCCAUUUCUGCAGCAUUUUUGUUGGGGGCAGCAGUGUCUCCAGGGUCUUUCUGGGCUCCAAGGAAGGCAUUUCAGCCGGGAUUGUCAGCAGGGUUUGUCAGGCUUGAUUUCCUUUUUCCCUUUUUCCUUGUGCUGCAGAGAGGCCAGGCAGUUUCUCAUGUCUCACUGAGCUUGUUUGUGAAGGACAACCGCCCACAUUGAGAAUCUAAAUGCAGAAUUCAGCUUCUCUGAGAGGGUGUAGCCUGUGCCUGGCUGCUCUGCCCAUACGAGCCUGCGGUGUCUGUGGGAGAAGGGAGGUGUCCGAAAUGCACGGUGCCUCUGUUGGGAAUGAUGCAGCCCUGUGGGAAUGCCAGGCUCAGAGGGAGCCACGGGCUUUGGAGCAGACCAGAAAUCCUUCCUGAGCAGCAAAUAGGGAAGCCUGAGUGAGGCUGGUCACCAUCCAGAGCUGCCUGAGGAGAAACUCCUGGACCCAGGAGCUCUGGACCUGCUGGAUGCCUCAGCCGCUCCUGGUGGCUGUGCACUCUGUCCCCAGGUAGCCCUGGUGGUGUCCCCUGUCCCCAGGCCCUGCAGGCUCUCCUGAUGGGCUGUGGGUGGGCAAUGAGGCAGUUUUGUUCCUUGCCUGUCCCUCAGGCCAUACCACAUUGCUGUGGGUUGCUUAGUGACCGGCUCCACCGGGUAUUCUUCCUGCCUGAAUAGGGCUUUUCUCUUCCCGAGAAGUUGGAAGAAGUUUCUCUUAGACCUUUCCCUUCCCCCUCCUCCUCUUUUGUUCCUCUGUCCUUUGGGAAGCAGGAAGGGGCUGAGUCAAGGAUUCCCCAGUGGGUGAGGGGGCUUUGGGAUGGGCUGGCAGCCCCCAGCCCACGCUUUUCCCUAGUGUCGAGACUUCCCAGAGGCAAGGGAAGGAAACUUCCCAGGAGGCUUUCCCCAGAUCCUGUUCCCUCCAGGCUUUUCUCUCAGCACAGCUGAGUUUGAUGUUAUCAGGGAUAAUUUUGGCUGGAGAAGGGCCUUUGCUGUGGCCUGAAGUUUCCCAGCAAGCUCAAAGCCACAUCCUUCCUGAUCCCAGGAAAGCAACUCUGACCUGAUGGUCCCCCUCACCUCCUCACUUUGCUCCUGUCCCUCUGCACCAAGGCAUCCCGUCCCACUGUGGGCUGGCUGAGGUGUGGCACACACUGGGACACAUCCUCUGGGGCACAAAUCCAGCUGUGCCUCACCAGAGCCAUCUGAUCUUGUGGCAUCGGGUCCAGAGUGGCCACAGGAAGUUGAGCAGGGUUGGAGGUGGCAUUUCCCAGCCAACUUCCAGCCUGGCACAAACAAAUGGAACAAAGCCUGCAGAGAGCAGCUACAGCUGGAGCAGCCUUGGCAAGAGGCAGGAUUCAGGACUGGGCAAGCAGCCAGCAGGGUGAGUGUCCCAGGGUGAAAGCAGCACUGCUGGGCUGUGCAGUGGCAGCCCCAGCCUGCUCAGUGCUGCUGGGCAGAGCCAGUGCCACCCCGAAAUCCAGGUCUCCGUGGUUGGCACGACAUCAAGAUUGUCCCUGUGCCACCAGGUGGCAGCUCCUGUUCAGGGAUCUGUCUUUGUGCCGGGUCUGGCACAUCCAGAUGUGCCACCGUGUCCCGGUGCCGGGCACAGCCCUGCAGCUCCCUGCCAUUUACUGCCCGGGGGCUCCCUGGGGUGCGAGGGGACACACGGAGCAGAGGUUUGGUACCUUGCAGUCACAGGGUGUGUGCAAAGGUGUGGCCUCUGCUCCUGCAGCAUGGCACGGAGCUGAAGGCAGCACGAGCAGAGGGGCUGAUGGUGGGAUCAGGUCUGACAUCCUGAGGGAUGCUCAGAUACAGCAACUCCUUCUCCUGCACGGACACAAUGCCCAGUGCCAGCGACCAGUGGAUUCCCCACUGCCAGCCAGGAGCUCUGGGGGCUGCAGGGUUUAAACAGAGACAUUUGAUUUGGGGGAUAAAUAAACCAUGUGCCUCAGCAUGUCCAGAAGUUGCUGUUUUGU